This is a messenger RNA of Durio zibethinus, 579 nucleotides long. The record is from RefSeq and is a predicted model, not a curated record. NCBI's taxonomy places the organism in Eukaryota, Viridiplantae, Streptophyta, Magnoliopsida, Malvales, Malvaceae.
AUGGAACAAGAAAAUUCCAAUCGUCUCGAGAGAUUAGAGAAAGCUCAAGAGAAGUUAGAAAAAGGGUUGAAUAAGAUUUUAGAGGCUUUGAACAAGCUAAACAGGGAAAAGGAAAUAGAGGAGAAUGCUAGCCAACCAGAGGAGGAUAACCCACUGUACCCUCCUGUUAUAGCUGAAGAUGUAGAGCUUGCGGUGGUUGCUACUCAGAGAGCUCUUUCUAGAAAUAAAGGUUUAGAUACGAAGCAAAAGGUUGCUAUCUCUCUUUUUAUUGAGACAUUUAAGAGUUAUGUGCUUAAAGAACCACUUGGGGUCGUUGGAUUGAUUACUCUAUGGAAUUAUCCACUGAAGGUUGGUUUUCUUUCAGGUGUCUUGAACAUUCUGACUGAAUUGGGUCUGAAAGUUGUGAUUCCUUUGGCAUCUCAUCCCAAUGUUGACAAGACUGCCUUUACCAGAAGCACUACAACAAGGAACAUGAUAAUGGAAGCAGCCGUUCAAAUGGUCAAGCCUGUAUCUUUAGAACUCGAUAAGAAAAGCCCAAUCAUUUUGUUUGAGGAUCAAGAAUAUGAAAAGUCACAAUGA